UAUAAUUUUGGUUGAGAGCUUUUCUAGUUUAUUAUAAUUGUUUUUAAUAUUUUUGUAAUGCCUCAGUCGGACUACUGGCCUUUUAAAAAUCAGACCGAUCCAAUCGACAGCAAUCCGGAGCCAUCUAUUUUGCAAAAACAGCUUGGUGCUAUGGAAGGGGAAGUGAAGGAAAUCCAGAUGGAGCUGGCAGCGCUCAGGCGAGACCGCGGGAAUUUACAUAGUCGGAAACAAUCCUUUAUUUCGCCGGAUCCUGUUAAGUCGGAUCCUACAUACGUGGAGACUACGAAAACUCAACAGGACUGUACCAGAAUACCACAGAUAUCAAAACUUCGGGAAGAGUUAAUCAGAGCGAAAAAUGCGGCGGACGAAGAACGGUUCGAAAGAGAGAAGUAUGAAGGGAAAUUGAAAGAUUUAGAAUCGAAACUGAAUACGAUCUGCAAUGUUUGCAUUGUUGAGGACUCACGAAAAAAAUCAAACGAAGAAGUUACAACUUUGAAAAACAAAAUAAGAGACAUGGAAGAAGAGGCUGAAGAAAUGAAAGUUACUAUUACUGAGAAAAAUGACCAGUUACAAGAUUAUCGAAUUAAGUAUCUUCAAGCACAACAGCAAGUCGAGGAACUGAAACGACAGUUGGAUUUAAUCGAAUACGACAAUAAACAAGUUUCCGAUCAAAUACAAAUAGAAAUACAAAAGAUGAAGAUGCAGUUCCAGGAGAAGCUACAAGAAUUGGCUCCUUUACCAGAUUUGCUAAAAGGUGCUCAAAUACAGCUGCAAGAAGCAAGGCAGCUGCAAAAGUUGGCUGAAGAAAACUCGCACCAGCUUUCAACAGAACUACACAAAGUUAAAGAGAAGCUUGUUAUAGCAGUGAACAACCUAAAUGCUGAAAGGAUUGAAAAGUCAAAGCUCAUCGAAGAGAGUAAAGAAACUAAAUUGGAGUUGGAUGUAAAGAACCAAGAUAUAGCCGUAUUAAACAAUAAUGUGGAUGAUUUGAAAUGUAAAGUGCUGCGACUCGAAGAGAAACUGGUACAGCUGGAGACCCGUUACAAAGAAAAGGCGUCCGAAUGCGCGAUCCUCAUCAAGGACCUGGAAGAGAUGCGCGUGGAAAGUUCCAGAACAUUGACCCGUAACAAGGAACGAUCUGAAUCGAUGCGGCGGUACAUGCAGAGCCAGAUAUCGGAGCUGGAGCGGCAGCUGAUACAGAGCCGCGCGCAGUGCAGAGCGUGCCAGAAGGAGCGGGAUGAGAUUCGACAACGAAUGAAUCUACAAAUCAACAAUUUGCAAGAGAAUUUUGAAAUGGCUGAGAUUCGCCUGCGAACGCUGCAAAGUCAAAUUGCGUCUCUGAAGAAUAGCUAUGCAGUUAUUUUAGCUGAUGAUGAUGAUAAUGGGGAAUUUAAUAAAAUAGUGACUACAUGUGAUUGAUUGUGUUAUAAUUAUACUUCGAUAUAUAGAGAUUCGAAAUAAAUACUUCAUAAUGUAACAUUGAAAGAAAAUUUCA
Molecule: messenger RNA, 1495 nt
Organism: Colias croceus (clouded yellow)
Lineage: Eukaryota; Metazoa; Arthropoda; Insecta; Lepidoptera; Pieridae
Product: interaptin-like
Exons: 10
Coding region: 58-1419 (453 amino acids)
Biological process (GO): regulation of cilium assembly
Cellular component (GO): centrosome
Source: RefSeq, a predicted model, not a curated record